AUGACUGGAGAUGUUGCGGUGGAGCGAGAGAUUGAGGGUGACCUUUUACUUGGUGACAUGGGUCAGGGUCUAGGAAUUUGUCCUGAAGUUAUGGAUGGGGCCAUCAAUAUAUCUGUUGUUCAGGCUCUUCAAACUGUUGGAAAUUCUCUUAACUUCAAUCCAAGCAAGGUGAUAAGUCUAGGUGACAUAAUUAAGUUCUCUUUGUCACCUUCAAAAACCAAGGAUAGCCUGUCAACCAACGUGUCUGGGGUGCCCCUUGAUGAUAGAAAUUUGAUUCAUCUUGAUAAAUGGGUGCCUACUGGGGCAGGGCUUGGCGGUGGAAGUAGCAAUGCUGCAACUGCACUAUGGGCAGCAAAUCAAUUUAGUGGUUGUCCUGCCUCUGAGAAAGAACUCCAAGAAUGGUCAAGUGAGAUUGGAUCAGAUAUUCCCUUCUUUUUCUCUCAGGGAGCAGCCUAUUACACUGGUCGAGGAGAGGUUGUUCAGAAUAUUCCUCCACCAGUAUCUCUAGAUGUUCCAAUGGUUCUCAUAAAGCCCCCAGAAGCAUGUUCAACUGCCGAAGUCUACAAGGUAUUUGACUUUUCGGAGUAG
Messenger RNA from Glycine soja, 588 nucleotides. Its product is annotated as 4-diphosphocytidyl-2-C-methyl-D-erythritol kinase, chloroplastic/chromoplastic-like. NCBI's taxonomy places the organism in Eukaryota, Viridiplantae, Streptophyta, Magnoliopsida, Fabales, Fabaceae. The transcript is spliced from 7 exons. The record is from RefSeq and is a predicted model, not a curated record. Gene Ontology annotation, molecular function: 4-(cytidine 5'-diphospho)-2-C-methyl-D-erythritol kinase activity; ATP binding. The coding region runs from base 1 to 588 and encodes 195 amino acids. Gene Ontology annotation, cellular component: chloroplast.